Zeugodacus cucurbitae (melon fly) is the source of this 2368-nucleotide messenger RNA. RefSeq lists its product as uncharacterized. Bases 1034 to 2122 code for a protein of 362 amino acids. The record is from RefSeq and is a predicted model, not a curated record. Lineage: Eukaryota; Metazoa; Arthropoda; Insecta; Diptera; Tephritidae. The transcript has 4 exons.
CCUCUGAAUUGCUUUAAAAUAUAUGAGAGACUUACCUAUAUUUUCGGUAAAAAAUUUAUUAGAAGCACUGAGUUCAUGUUCGAUAUAUGAAAACUUAUGGUCGAUUACGGCGAUUUUUGGAAGGGCGGUGCCGCACUAAAAAUACUGUAUUUGUGCAAAGUUCUGUUCCAAUAUCCUCACUAGUGCUUACUUUGUAUAUUGUAAAGUAAACUAUUCAGGCAGACUUCAAAGUUCUGGUAUAUGAGAAAUAGGCGUGGUUGUGAACCGAUUUGGACUAUUUUCACAACAUUUCAUUGGGAAGCUAGGAAGAUAUUAUGAACCGUUGAAUUUGGUCGAAUCAUUGAAAUUGGUCGAGUAGUUUCGGAUAUAUGAUUUUUGAGCCAUAAGUGCGGAGGCACGGCCAUUUAAAAUUGUGUAUACCAAUUUGAGUGCAGCCUUUCUGUACCAUCUUUAUAAUAAGGUCCUUACUGAGUUAAAGCAUUUUUAGCAGUUUUCAACAUAACCUUUGUAGGUGGGACCGAUUUCCCCAAUUUUUUUGCUGUUAAGGAAAUGCCCGGAUUUCAACUUUACUAGUCACCCUGAUCAGUCUGGUAUAUAUAUAUAACACUAUAUCUAGCACGUUUAGUUUUAGGACUUACAAACAACUGUUAUGUGAAUAAAACUAUUAUACGAUCUUAGCAACUUGUUGCGAGAAUAUAAAAAUACUUAAAAUAACAACAACAAGAAAGUAAAUUAUACCUAUUAACAUUUAGUGUAUCGCUGAUGAAUUCCGCACGCUGUGUAAUAUUUGUCCGAGCUGCACAGAGUCGCCAUCGCAUAAGCGGCCAUAUGUAUGAACAUGUUUUAUUUGGUUAACAAUUAGACGCAUAAUUAUCACAUGUGGCUUAAAUAUUUCUAUGUAAAUGCUGUCGGAUAUAAAAACAAAUUGCAUUUCCUUACCGGAUGUCAGUGAAGUGGUGACUAUUGCCAUUGAAAAAGUCAGAGUAAAAGCUUAAUAAAAGUAUAAGAGAUACGGAAAGUUUUGUUUAACAAAAUGAAUAGGAUUUUAUUGUUGGUUUUAACCGUCGUUGUAUAUUUUGCAAUUGUGCAUGGUGAAAAUUCGUUACAAUCUGAAAAAAGUCAGGUUUUGCAAAGAAGCCAUAAUACAGACUUACAGUUUGAGGCAAGGACAAGAAAACAUCAUCAUCAUCAUAAAUUAUGGUACCUUUGGGGUUGGCAUGCUCUCGCUAUUGCGUAUUGGGUCAAAGUGAAACUAAUCGUUGUGGGCUUCUUCGUCGGAAGUGCGAUAUUUGUAGCUUUACGCUAUGCGUGGCCUCAUAAAUGUUCUACCGGUAUUGUUCAUGACUCCCCGUCAAUUGUGUAUGAUCACCCGCCACCUGCAUUUGCUAAUGAUCAUGUUCCUUAUUCCCUUGAUCAUUCCCCACACUUCGAUCAAUCGUUUUCCAACUCCGACACUGUUGAUCCUUAUUCUGCCUACGCUGGUUCGUAUUCCGAAGAUAUUACAGCUACUGCAGAAGUGGUAUCACCAACAGCACCAAAUACUCACAGGGUUGGUCGUAGGAGUGUGUCCCACGCUACAAAAGUGAAACGUCGACAACAACAACCCGAAUCAUUGUGGAAAACUGAGGAUAGGAUUGCCGAAUUGAUGUUUGACUUUUUAGGCUUGGAUUCAAUGGCCUGUCGACGUCGUUUUAUCUGUGAGAUGGAGUUUCGAUCGCGUCUUAAUCCACUUAGUGGUAUGGCUUUUCGAAUUUUGGGGCGUGGAUUAUUUGAAAAAUAUAUGAAUGUACGUAAUAAACUUGGACGGGCUCAAUCAUUCGCUGAAUGCACUACAGUUAACCCACAGUGUAAAUUUAUAGAGCAAAAUAACUCGGAACCAGUAUCAACUGAAAUAUUAGCUUCAGAUAAUCAAUCCAGCGGUGGUACUGACGCAACUACUCAUAUUAAUAAUGAAAUCAUCGACAGUUUAGAAGAAAAUCAAACCAGUUUUAAUAAACCUAACAUUAAUUUGGAAAUUCAAAAUGAAGGCAACUUACAAGCGGAACGUAGGUAUAUAGCAUAUCUUAGACACAGUAAUUUAGAUAGCUCGACCAAUAUUGAAAUGAGGCGUAAAUUAAAAUGAUUGCAGGAGUGUACGAAUAACCCUUAAUAAAUUAAUUUAUUUAUAUUAGCAUAAGUAUUUCAGUAAACUAAAGAGAUAAUUUAUUUAUGUAUAUAUUUGUUGUAUAAUACUUAAAACGCAUAGUUCAUCACAGAACAGCAUUUGUUAAACAAAACAAAAAACGAUAAUUGGUUCGGUCUAAAUAAUUUAUUUCGACAGUGUUUAAUUGUAUCUUUUUACAAUGGAUAAUAAAUUUAAAAUACUUAA